Molecule: messenger RNA, 1503 nt
Organism: Adineta steineri
Lineage: Eukaryota; Metazoa; Rotifera; Eurotatoria; Adinetida; Adinetidae
Source: the annotation of a GenBank genome assembly
AUGAAUCUUAUUAAAGUUCGAACUACAUCGAUUUCCAACAUCUUACAUAAGUUGACUUAUCGUUAUGCUUCAUCACAAGCUUUAGUAACUGAUUUGAAAGCUAUUGCUGGAAAUGAAAAUGUUUCAAAUAGUGCAUCUGUUCGAGAACAACAUGGCCAUGAUGAAUCUUAUCAUGCAGGUCAUGAACCUGAUGUUGUUGUAUUUGCACAAAGUACAGAUCAUGUUUCACAAAUUGUUAAAUAUUGUGCAUCCAAACAUAUUCCGAUUAUACCAUGGGGAACUGGUACUGGCUUAGAAGGUACAGAUAAAUUAGGUUUUACUUAUUUUCUAUUGAAUUGUAUCUUUUUUCAUAUAGGCGGUGUUACGGCACCUAAAGGCGGUGUAUGUCUCAACUUGAGUCGUAUGGAUAAAAUUAUUUCAGUUAAUCCGGAAGAUUUUGACUGCACUGUUCAAGCUGGAGUUACUCGAAAUGCAUUAAAUACUUUUAUUCGUGAUACCGGUCUUCAGUUUCCUAUUGAUCCUGGUGCAAAUGCAUCUCUUGGUGGUAUGUGUGCAACUAGUGCAUCAGGAACAAUGGCUGUUAAAUAUGGAACAAUGCGUGAAAAUGUGAUGAACUUAGAAGUUGUUCUUGCUGAUGGUAGUAUUAUUAAAACAUCAGGACUCAAAGGAAGAAGUCGAAAAACAUCAGCAGGAUAUAAUCUAACUAAUUUAUUUGUUGGUCAAGAAGGAACAUUAGGUAUUAUCACUGAAGCAACACUGAAACUACAUGCAACACCUGAAGCAGUUCUUGCUGCUGUUGCUCCAUUCAAAGAUUUUCAGUCUGCAGUUGAUGCAACAGUUGCCAUAAUGCAAAGUGGUUUACCAGUUGCUCGAAUCGAAUUUCUUGAUGAAAAGAUGGUUGAUGCUUGUAAUCGUUUUUCUAAGUUGAGUUUAGAUGUGUUACCAACAUUAUUUCUUGAAUUUCAUGGAAGUAAUAACAAUAUAGAAAUGCAAGGUCAAUUAGCAGAAGAGACAUGUAAAUCAUUUGAAUGUCUUAAAUUUAAUUAUGAGACAGAAACAGAUAAACGUGCUGAUUUAUGGAAAGCAAGACACAAUGCUAUUUAUGCUGCUCAAGCACUAAGACCAGGUUCAAAAGCUUAUAGUACUGAUGUUUGUGUUCCAAUUAGUGCUUUACCUGGCAUGAUUACUUUUGCAAAAGAUGCAUUAAAACGAUUGAAUUUAUUAGGACCAAUUGUUGGUCAUGUUGGUGAUGGAAAUUUUCAUGUAUUUCUUAUAAUUGAUCCAAAAAAUGCCGAAGAAGUUGAACGUGUUCAUGAAUAUAGUAUAGCAUUAGCUAAAGAAUCAUUACGUGUAAAUGGUACAGUUACUGGUGAACAUGGUGUAGGAAUUGGAAAGAAACAAUUAUUAAUUGAAGAAUUUGGACCAGCAGGAAUUAAUACUAUGAAAGCAAUUAAACAAGCACUUGAUCCAUUAAAUAUUCUCAAUCCUGAUAAAGUUAUAUAA